UGACUAAUAGAGUCACUGCCUCGCUUAGUGCAACGAACUAGACUGACGGUGGGCUUCAGCCUCGCACGCACAACGUGUCCAUUACCUCGUACCCUCACCUAUCCAGCAUCUCAAAGGUGACAUUUGUGGGUACCCCGUUAGGCAAGACAUUCUUUGGCGCCUCAUGUCUCGGUCAAGCCUACCUUUUACAUCUCCAUCUGCCCCAUGCGAGCUAGUUGAACUGCACGAUGAGCACGCUGAACAAGUGGCGCAAGAAUGGAGGAAAGUGUCGGCUCUCCCAGCGAAACACCGGAUUCUGACGGGAGACGAAGAGGAGGUGGAAGGCCUUGAGGACUGUUCUCCCAAAUAUACCUUUGUAGCGCGCGAGCGCUUCGCUGCAUUGAGACGAGAAACAAGCAAAGCAGCAGAGAAGCAAGUCGCACGAGACAAAAGGAAUGAAGAUACAAGCACACCGCUUCUCUUCGCCCCGUCGCAGCGUAUGCAUCAUGAGCUUGUCGAGAAAAAGCCGUUCAGCCCUCAUAGAGAACAAGUGGAUUGCGGUGCUUCUUCUCCCUGUUUGUUUCCCUGGGAGUAUCCAAAAGAUUGUCCCAAGCUACAUGACACAUCCUACAGUGUGGAAACGAGCACGGAAGUAAAUCAAUGGUCUCCGUCUGGUUCAAAACAGGAUAUUCUGCAGCGAAGCUGCUCUCAGUUUCGUUGCGUCUCUGCUGCAGAAGUAGAGAAACAAAGCCUUGAAAGAUUGCGCAGGGAAUUUACCGAAGAACCUAUGCAACAGAGUCGGUUCAACCAUUUUGUUGAGAAGCUACCGAGAUCUCUCAUCCCCCGUUGGAAGCAGGAGGGAGAUGUUGCCGCAGCUACUCAGACAAAGACCGGUCACGUGAACGAGUCUACACAAAAUGGAUCAGAAUAUUUGAUGUACCAGGGCGGACAGCACAAUUCCAACGAAAGACCACCUGGUCCUCCUGGCGUCAUGCAUCUGCCUGAUUACGAGCCCACACACACAGUCCAGGAGAGCCUGUCUGGCUCCGAGCAAGAUAGCUCUCGAAGAGACCGACUAGAUCUCCUUGGUACUCAGCGUGCCUCUACUGCAAAAGAACUGCACUGCAACUUCCGCAACUCGCGCAACGGGGACAAAAGAGAGGCAGCCAGAGGGACGGAACCAGGAAUAGGAUAUCCGACUUCUAUAACACAGAUUGCGCGCUGGAUGUUUGGAGAGUCAAGACCUAGACCAUUCCUACCUCGCGCCAAGCAAGAGACCCAUGCUGCUAUAGCUGAGGCGGCAUUCACCUCAGACCAUGUCUUGAAACCAAUCGGUAUGCACUCUGACGAUUCCAGGCAAGAUUAUGCGUCUCACAGGGCGAGAAACAGGCAUGCCAUCGGUUUACGACAAAGCGGUUUGGGCGGACGAGAUCAGACUGCUUAAUAUUUUGCAGGUGCAGAUGAAACUGUCCAAUGCGGGCUACUCUAUUGUUCUCUCAAGCACCCACCAAAAUACAUAGCGAUAUCCUAUACGUGGGGAGAUGUUUCUGACAAGCGCAACAUUCUCAUGCUGACGAAAAAAUACAGUCUUUCACUAGGCAAAGAAGAGUACAUAUGUACUGCAGUGUCAGUCACUGCUACUUUGUAUGACGCUCUAAACGCCCUCCGGAGCGAUCAGGAAGAUGUACUAGUUUGGAUCGAUGGCUUAAGUAUCAACCAAGCUGAUACAGACAAGAGAACGAGGCAGGUUCGUUUGAUGACCGAAAUCUACCGUAACGCAAGUAAAGUUGCUAUAUGGUUAGGGCCAGAAGCCGACAACAGCGACAUAGCGUUGCAUUUGUUGCAAGAUCUGGCAAUAGCAGGCAGUAAGGCCGACUUGGUGUCUGUAUCUCAACAUGUAGCCUCGACUAUCCGCUCCAA
Macroventuria anomochaeta is the source of this 1899-nucleotide messenger RNA. RefSeq lists its product as uncharacterized. The record is from RefSeq and is a predicted model, not a curated record. The coding region runs from base 164 to 1423 and encodes 419 amino acids. The transcript has a single exon. Lineage: Eukaryota; Fungi; Ascomycota; Dothideomycetes; Pleosporales; Didymellaceae.